Messenger RNA from Rhodofomes roseus, 570 nucleotides. RefSeq lists its product as uncharacterized. The record is from RefSeq and is a predicted model, not a curated record. The coding region runs from base 26 to 238 and encodes 70 amino acids. The transcript has 3 exons. NCBI's taxonomy places the organism in Eukaryota, Fungi, Basidiomycota, Agaricomycetes, Polyporales, Fomitopsidaceae.
GUUUGGGCGGCCUGGGAAACCUUCAAUGUCCGGCGCAAGUCCGAUUGGCUCGAUCACUCAUACGGGUGGCGAUCCACAGCCAUAUCGGGACAUCCGGACAAUUCGCCGACACUUGAGUUUCGUUCUACUACUACUAGAGCUACUUACCUCGCACUCUUUUGUCCAUGCGGCCCAGUACACGGCCCAUAGCUGGGCCACCCGAUGCACUGGAGUCUGGACAGAGGCACAAUCUUCAUAAAUGGUGAAUCCCUGGCGAAUCCCAUGUCACACGGGCCCUGAGGAAGCACCGAAGCAAGGCCAGACCCGACGUGAUCAAUCACAUAAGGGAGUUGAGUACUGCGGCCCGGGGACUACCAGUCCAGAUCGUGCGGGAGUUCAGGAGACUGAGGAGCGAUGUCUUCCAACAUGAUGCGACGUUCGGGUGGAAGCUUACAGAAGUGGCAUUUCCUCCGGGUGUCCUCGAGUUACGAGACCGCCGGUUGGGAGCAGCAGACGAUACUCCUACCAUUCAUGACAUGUAUCGAAGCCACCAUGCGUUACAGAAUGCGAAUCCGCGGGAUUCACUCUUCA